AACCGUGGGCAGCUUUGCAGUUCUCAGACUGGCUUCUCAUAGCAGCCACUUGGCUCUCACUGGAGCCUCCUGGACUGCCUUUCAAAAACUGGAGAAGAUGGGUCACAGCCACUAACCAGGGUGCUGUAGGAGGUGCCUGUGUGGGCACUCGUGAUGGUGGGGCACCAUGGUGGGGAACUUAGCGCUGAUCUUCCUGCUGGGUGAUUCUGCACCUCAGGGUUGCUAGAUCUUCUGGAUGCCGAACUACGUGGACUUUGAGGCCAUAGCACUCAUUGGAGAGACAUUUUUUGACUCCACAAAUCAUAUCAAAUCAUAUCAGUGUGCCAGAUGGCUGACUUUCUUCCAGCAAGGAACUUUAGAUUCAAGGGCAAUUAGGAAGACUUCCUGAAAGUGCUGUGGCUCAACAUCUCAGCUGAAGGCUCGCUGGAUUCAUGAAAUUCCUUCCUAGACUUGACUCCACCCAGGAAGGGUCUGAAGCCAGGUGAAGAUACUAAUGCAUGAAAAUGAAGGCUCGGGCAACUUUCAUUUGCUGUUUAGUAUUAUUUCUGGCCACAGAAUGUUCCCACCUUAGACCCAAGAUUCACAUAAAAAAUGGAGAUAAGCCUCAAAGCCCUGAAAGGAAUCCUAAGACUGGAAGGAUACAAGAGAAAUGCCAUGGAUCUUGCAGUUCUCCUUCCAACUGCAGCCAGCCCUGCGGUAAACACUUUCAUGGAGAAGUAGGAUUUACAUGUGAUCAAAAAAAGUGGCAAAAAUCAACUGAAACAUGUACAAGCCUUUCCUUGGAUACACUCUUUCAGGACUCAGACGAUGUAUCGCGCCUUUCUGUGGUAGCACCCUCCAUACCUCUGCACAUUCUUGACUUUCGAGCUCCAGAGCCUAUUGAGAGCGUGGCUCAAGGAAUCCGUAAGAACUGCCCCCUUGAUUAUGCCUGCAUAAUUGAUGUUGUGAAAUCAUCAGAAACCACAUCUGGAAACAUUGCAUUUAUAGUGGAGUUAUUAAAAAAUAUUUCUACAGACUUGUCUGACAAUGUUACUCGAGAGAAAAUGAAGAGCUACGGUGAAGUGGCUAACCACAUCCUCAACACCACAGCCAUUUCAAACUGGGCCUUCAUUCCUGACGUGAACGCCAGCUCAGAUCUGCUGCAGUCAGUGAACAUGUUUGCUGGACAGCUCCGAAUCCACAAUGAAUCUGAGAAUAUUGUGGAUGAACUCUUCAUUCAGACAAAAGGCUUUCACAUCAGCCGCAAUACCUCAGAGAAAAGUCUGAACUUUUCCAUGCACUUGAACAAUACAACAGAAGAUAUCUUAGGAAUGAUAGAAAUUCCUCAGCAGGAGCUAAGGAAGCUGCCGCCAAAUGCAUCUCAAGCCAUUAGCAUAGCUUUUCCAACCUUGGGGGCCAUUCUGAAAGAAGCCCACUUGAAGAAUGUGAGUCUUUCCAGACCUGUGAAUGGUCUGGUCCUUUCAGUGGUUUUACCUGAAAGCCUGAAAGAAAUCCUGCUCACCUUUGAAAAGAUCAACAAAUCCCGGACUGCCAGGGCCCAGUGUGUUGGCUGGCACUUCACGCAAAGGCGGUGGGACGAGAAGGUGUGUGAAACGACGUUGGAUAUCAUGAGCAAAGUCAAAUGUCGCUGCAACUACACCAAUGCGCUGAUGUCUUUUUCUAUUCUGAUGUCCCCCAGAUUGGUGACUGACAAAGUUCUGGACUACAUCACCUGUAUUGGGCUCAGCAUCUCAAUCCUUAGCUUGAUUCUCUGCCUGAUCAUUGAAGUUACGGUUUGGUCCCGGGUGGUUGUGACCGAGAUAUCAUACAUGCGUCACGUGUGCAUUGUGAACAUAGCAGUGUCACUGCUGACUGCUAAUGUGUGGUUCAUUGUAGGCUCUAUAUUUAACAGAAAGGACCAGGACUACAACUGGUGUGUUGCAGUGACAUUUUUCAGCCAUUUUUUCUACCUCUGUCUGUUUUUCUGGAUGCUCUUCAAAGCACUGCUCAUCGUCUAUGGAAUACUGGUCAUUUUCCGGAGGAUGAUGAAGUCCCGCAUGAUGGCCAUUGGUUUUGCCAUUGGAUAUGGGUGCCCGUUGGUCAUUGCUGUCACCACAGUUGCAGUCACAGAGCCAGAGAAGGGCUAUGUGAGACAGGAGGCUUGCUGGCUUAAUUGGGACAAUACCAAAGCCCUUUUUGCAUUUGUUAUCCCAGCCUUGGUCAUUGUGGCUGUGAAUCUCAUUGUGGUUUUGGUUGUGGCUUUCAAUACUCAGAGACCCUCUAUUGGCAGUUCCAAGUCUCAGGAUGUAGCCAUAAUUAUAAGGAUCAGCAAAAAUGUUGCCAUUCUCACUCCAUUGCUGGGACUGACCUGGGGUUUUGGAAUAGCCACUCUCAUAGAAGGCACUUCUUUGAUAUUCCAUAUAAUCUUUGCCCUACUAAAUGCUUUCCAGGGUUUCUUCAUCUUACUUUUUGGAGCCAUUAUGGAUCACAAGAUAAGAGACGCCUUGAAGAUGAGGAUGUCAUCACUGAAGGGGAAAUCGAGGGUAGCAGAGAAUGCAUCACUAAGCCCAACCAAUGGAUCUAAAUUAAUGAAUCGUUAAGAAUGAAAUGUUGCCUCCUUCCUUGAGGAUGUCCUGCAAAUGAGACUGAGAGUGAGCUCCUGGAGGAAGACAAGGAAGCCAGGCUUGACUGAGAAGAGACUGCCAUGCUUCCUUGAAAGACAUUUUCCUUCUUCCAGCAGUGACACCCAAGCUCUUGAUGUGCAAAUAUUUGAUGAGAAAAGUUUAAGGAUGGCAUUUGAUGACUGGGCUUUAGCAAUGCUGAUAGACUGACCUGUUGACCUACCCUUGACGUACAAGAGGUUGUUUUCCUGGCCAAGCUUGGGAAGAUUAGCAAUGAACCUGCCGAAAUGUUAUGGUCUCCUUGGCAAGACUGAGGUUACUGGGUUUCUACUGGACUUGGUCUGCUUUUCUUUCUGAUACCAGUGCUAUACCUCUAUGAUUCCAUCAUCAUCUCUUUGCACAGAUUCUGGGCACUUUGGGGAAUGGGGGCUCCAUCCAACUUCAGGGGUAAGGAUAGAAUAGCAAUGGGAGGGCUAGGCAGGAGAAACAGUCUACUUUGGAGACAGUUAUGGCCUGUGGGCUCCCUAAAGGUAAGGAACAGAGGAGAAGUCUGAGAAUUAUUUAAUGUGUUUGUUAUUUUAAUCUAUGUUAGACACUGAUGAAAUAAUUUAGUUUCUAGAAUCUUAGUUUCCUCAUGUGUGAAAAAGAAAAAAUAUUCUUGUAGGUUUUAUUGUUUGUGUGUUUUGUGUGUACCUGCACACAGAGUGCAUGUAUGUCUUUUUAAACCACUAUAAAUAAAGAAAAUUCAUGUUGUUAUUUUAGAAAUAACAAUGAAUAUAUUUAACUUUCACAACAUGCUCAUGUGUGCCACGAUAAAUUUCCUCACUGGUACCACAAGAUUCUUGUGUACUAAUUCUAUUUUCAGUCCACCUGAACUCACUGUAUAGACCUGCAGGAGGCUAGAGAAUGAAAUCCUAUCAUAUGCCCACAAUGAAGCAACUUAGAAAUAUUUGGCAAAAAGCACUACUUUGGACUGCCUUUCAGGGCCUCUCAAUGAAAUCUCUAUCACCAGUUUGGUUUUAAAUAGCAAGGCAUUUAGUAGUGCCCUAGACGGACAUAUGAAUGGGAGUAAAGCAAUAUAAAGUAAAAGCCAUAAAAGCAAUUUAAUCACCCCCUUGACAUAAAACAAGAAAAACUGGAUGAAUGCCUCUUUGUAGGGCUGCUGUCAACAGUUGAGCUCAUGGAAGGUGAGUGUUACUGUGGUUACCAGAGUCUAGGAGAGAUACUAAGUUAGAGUUAGAUAGUAGUGAGAUAUUUUGGUGAUAUAUUGCAUAGUAGGGUGACUAUAAAUAAUAAUAAUGUACAGUAUAUUGCUCUAAAAACAACUAGAAGAAAGGAUUUUGAAUGUUUUACCAUAAUAAAUAAUAAAUGUUUGGGUAGAUAGGUAUGUUUACCCUGAUUGAACAUUAUACAAUGUAUACAUAUAUCAAAGCAUUAUAUGGUAACCAUCCAUAUGACCAUUUUGUGUCAGUUAAAAAUUUAAAAAAUAAACAUAAUUACAAGAACAAAA
Messenger RNA from Oryctolagus cuniculus (rabbit), 4110 nucleotides. The record is from RefSeq and is a predicted model, not a curated record. Lineage: Eukaryota; Metazoa; Chordata; Mammalia; Lagomorpha; Leporidae.